UAGAAAAAUUACAUGAUUUCCCGUACGGUGGGAGGCUCAUCAAGCACCAAAUUAUACCCUGCCGACUCUCUGCUUUCAGCCGUUUUUCGCAUAUCGGUCCAUCAGAACUGAUCAUAAAUCAAAUAAUUUUGCGACAUCGACAGCAGUUUGGCCCGGUCGUACCUCCGCUUGCGCCUCCUCCGCUGCCAGGAGCUACGUACUGAGUGCGUAUCUCAUAAACAAGCCACAAGGGCAGGAUAUUCCCUUCAAAGCGGCGCAAGUUGGAGGGCUCGAGCGCGCCGCCAUCAACGAG
This is a messenger RNA of Mycena citricolor, 292 nucleotides long. The record is from the annotation of a GenBank genome assembly. Lineage: Eukaryota; Fungi; Basidiomycota; Agaricomycetes; Agaricales; Mycenaceae.